Molecule: messenger RNA, 5765 nt
Organism: Temnothorax curvispinosus
Lineage: Eukaryota; Metazoa; Arthropoda; Insecta; Hymenoptera; Formicidae
Product: biorientation of chromosomes in cell division protein 1-like 1
Exons: 3
Coding region: 217-4269 (1350 amino acids)
Source: RefSeq, a predicted model, not a curated record
AAUUUUUCUGCGAGCGAUUAUUAGCAAAUGCGCACAAAGCUGAAAGCGCACGAAGCGCGAGGAAAUAUGGCCGUGAUGGCUGCGGUGCGUGCUCCUUGACGGGAUUGACGGGAACGGGAGUCCGCCUGCCAGUGUUGGAUCGGUCAGGAUGAUCGUCUUCCUCGUUUCGUGACGUGUUAAGUCUGACCUUCGGCAACUGGCGUUCGUCCCAGCGACAUGGAGUUAGGCCUGUCCAACACGCUGCUGGCCGGUGAUCCACGAUUGAUCGAUCACAUAGUGGGCGAAGUUAAGUCCCAAGGUAUUUUCGAUCAGUUCCGGAAGGAAUGCAUCGCCGAUGUCGAUACGAAGCCUGCGUAUCAAAAUCUGAGGACAAGGGUUGAAGGUUCCGUAAACUCUUUUCUUAGUAAGCAAGUAUGGAAACCAGAUUUGAACAAGAAUCAGCUCAGGGAAACUUUGCGCAAGCACAUACACGACGCACCGUAUCUAGAUGCUGGCGUGGAGCGGAUAGUGGAUCAAGUGGUGAAUCCCAAGGUCUAUUCGGUUUUUAUGUCACAGAUAGAAGAUGUAGUGUACAAAUUUCUGGGUAUAGAGAGGCCAAAGGCAAAAGAGAAGAACGGUGGUUGCGGUCUUAAAGAUUUGUUGCCUAAAGAUUUGGAUCCGGUCUCGCCCGAGUCCGACAAAAACAGCUUGAAGGACGAAUCUCUUGAAUCCUUAGAUAUAAACGACAUAAAUGAUUUUGACAGAAAGCAGGAUGAAAAAGUCGACGAGCAGAGGCCACAAGACGAGGAGACGUACAGAGAUAAAAACAGAGCUAGUUCUGAAAACGGGCACAUUUCCUUGGAAGAGAAAACAUCGGAUGAUGCCUAUAAAAUUCUAAGUAAGAAUGGAAGUAAUUCAAACUUAAACACAUCUGCGAAAUCGGAUGAUAAAGUGGACGAGGAAGAGGAAGAGGUCAGUCCAACGUUUGAGCCUAUUGAUAUCAUGAACUUAAAUGAAUCCAACAUUUCCAACGAUUCUCAUUUGUCGGGAAUAUCGGAAUUAACGAGUCACAGAUCUAGAAGCCCAGAUUUUUCGAACGAAUUGUCGCGGGAUAACUUCGAGUAUAGCAAUCAAGAUUCUCAGCUCAGCAAAGUUUCCUCGGAUUCCCGGUUGUCGAUAGUGACGGACUUCGGUUCCUCUAAUCACGCUUUAACACCGGUACACGAUUCAUCGAGAGAUGAAACAACGAAGGACAAGUACGAGGCUAAAAGCAGUAAGGAUAAUUUCAAGGCGAUCAGAGAGGAUUCGUCUAAGAACAAGACGACUAAGAGCAGUUUUGACUUUGUUAAAGGUAAAGAUGUGCAAGAUUAUAAAGAUACGAAAGAUUUCAAGAGUACUAAAAGUGUAUCUUCUAAAGAAAAUUCUCGCGACGCCGCGGAUAGUAGUAUUAAAGAUAAGUAUGAUCAUAAGAGCAAAGAGAAGAGCAAGGAUAGCGAGUCCACUAAAUUGUUGAAAAGCACAAAGGAAAAAUCUGCCAGUAAGGAUGUAAAAUAUUACAAAGAUAAAAGUAACGAGAGAAAGAGACCGAGUAGUGAGAAAUAUGAUAAACACAGCAGUGAGAAGUACGACAAACACAGUAAAAGUAAACCUAAAGAUAAAAUUGACCAGGCGAGAGAAAGUUCUGACAAAAUUACAGAUAUUUCAGAAAAUUUGAAGGAUAACGUCAACAAACUCAAAGACGAGAAGCUUAAGGAAAUAGAGAGGAAAGAUAAGGAUAACGUUAAUAAAGAAGUGAAAGAUUUGAAAGAUAUGUACAAAGAAAAAAUUAAAAAAAUUAUAGAACUUCGGGAAAAGAUAGAAUUGACGGAGAAAGAAAAAUUAAAUAAGGAUAAAGAUGUUAAACUUAUUAAAGAUACUAAGGACAGAAAGGAUCCUCUUAAAGAUAAAAAAUCAAAUAAGAAAGAGCACAAAAGUUCGUCGUCGUCGUCAUCGUCAUCGAAAAAUCCUUCUAUAAGUUAUCAUGAAAGUAGAAGCAGCAAAACGUCGGAAAAGAUUGUGGAUGGAAAAGAUAAACGAUCUGAUUCAAAAGACAAAGCAAAACGAGAUGAGAAGCGAUUGUCGAAAGAUAGUAAAGGUAAAAGUCAUUACAGUAGCAAAUCAGAUUUAUCGGACAAAUCUGACAAGUCAGAUUCGAAGAAGAUUUCCAAGAAUGAGAAAGAAGAUAAGAGCGGGAAGGUGGACGCGAAAAAGGAUGUCAAGGCGAGCAUCGAGAAAACGACGAACAGUAAAAAGGACGCGAAGAGCCACUUGCAACAGGGCAAGAAUUCAGGUCGCGUCGAGAAGUCGGACAGAAAGGAGUCAAAAACCGACGGUCCGUCCAAGGAUAAAAAGCGUAGAGAAGACAAAAAAUCCAAGACGAAAGACGAUCAUUCGAGUUUACGGAAAAACUCGAACGAUCGGCGUUCUACCGACAGAGACGGUUCGAACGGCUCGAAUAAUAAAACCCUACCGCCCAGCAAUUCGAAUUCUAACGUAACGAGCACCAAGUCGGGUACGUCGAAUUUGACGAAGGACAAUCAUGUAAGUAAUUCUAGCAGCGAAACGUCGGAUAGUAUCGAGGAAACGCAAGUGAGUGAUUCGAAGACAUCGCAUCAGUCGAAUUGUAAAUUAUCUCAGAAAAUCAGUUCGCAACUACCGACAAAUGAAAAGAGCCAUUCGAAGAUGGAGACCGAUAAUAGCAACGAGGCAUACGAUAGACAGGAAGAAAAAGAAAAAGAAGAAGAAAAAAGCGCAAAUCCAUGUGACACGAACUUGCCGCUGAAGAAGAGGCUGCUGCCGGAUAAAGACGGUGAAUCGAGUCCCGACGUGAAGCUCAAGAAACCGAAAUUCGCGAAAAACAUACACGAAGCUAAGAAACUGAUGAAAAUCAGAAAACAGAUGGAGAAGCAGAAACUUAAGGAGGAUAAGAAAGUAGAGAAGAAAGUUGCACAGGAAGCGGAUCAAGCGAGUCAAUCGAAUACGAAGAAUAAUCUCGAUAACCUCGAGGGCGUGCCGGACGACGAACGGGUUCAAAUUAUAGAGAUCCCUGACGAGGAGUACGAAGAACCUUACCCUGAGAAGCACGAGCCCCGUUUAAUGUUGGACGAGAGAUCGAUAAUAAUGCCAGGAGCCGAGUCUUGUGCAAACGACCUCCUAAAGGAAUUGUGUACAAGGCAAUCUUCAAGCGGAGUGGUGUCAGAUGUGCCAUCAAGCGCAGCACAGGCUACACAAGAUUCUGACAGGAAACAUAAAGAUUUGCACGUUGAAGGUAAAAAAGAUUCGCAAGCCUCUAAAGAGACACAUAAGGACGACUCGGAGGAAGCUUCCAAAAAUGAGACAAAACGUACGAUUCUUGACGAAGAAAAAUCUCUACAAGCAAAGGAAACGCGUAUUUCGCAGGAGCUGGGAGAAGCUGCAGCCUCAGAAAAAUCAGAAUCUCUGAGCCAUAAUGAGAAUAAAAACGUAAAACAAUCGACGGAAGUGAAUACAGCGACACGGGAUUGUAAUCGAGCGGAAACACAGGAUGAUAAUGAAGAAAGGAAGAAUGAUGUUACAUUGGAAAUACCAGACGAUAAUAAAGAAUCAUUGAAUGAAAAGCAAAUAGAAACGCGUACGUCAUCCAAAGCUGACACAAUAGAGUCGCAUGCCGAUUGUAUGGGAAAUAAAUCUUCGUCCUCCGCGAUCAACGAGGAUAACGAGGAUUGCCGUUACUUCAAGACUGACAACGAGAAGUCAGAAAGGUUUUCCAAUUUCUUGGAAUCUUUAGAACUUGUGGAGAACUCGUCUUUGGAGGAUAUAAUAGAGAGUCUAGGCGGCAAGGUGGUUUCUUCGAUACCGAAGUCCAUGGCACCGCCGUUGCCGAAAUCGCGCAAACGUUCGUCCAGUCCCUUGUCGGACAUACUGAUGAAUAAUUCAGACAACAAUAAUGACGGUCAUAAGCAAAAAUUGUCGUCUUUGCCCAACGAAAACGCGGUACAUAACGUUAAGAAGAGGAAAUUCACCAAGAAACCGAGAUUCUCGAAUUUGUGUAAUACCCAAGGGAUCUCGAAUGGCGAGAACUUUGUCAUGCCUCUGAGCCCCGACAGCGACGUGUCCGCGACGAGCGAUAAAACGGCGUCGUCUAACGUGAUCAAAGAAGAGAAGAGCCGUAUUAGGACCAGUCAUCAACGAUACUCAAGCGAUGAUUUAUAUAAACCACGUCCGUUAUUUUCAAGUUCUUCUCGUCGAAGCAGACGAGCUAAUCAAGCAUAGCUAGCGCCCCAAGGAUUCAGGUUGAAUUUGUACAAUUUCCAAGCAUAUUUAUUUCGUUUCAUUAUACAGUAAUAUACAUUGUAUUUGAUUACAAUAAUUCCUUAUUUAAUUCACCAUAAUUUAAGAAAUUGUUUUGUUUCUUCUAUUGUUUUAUUACUAAACAAUAAUUACGUACAAGUAAUGCGCAUAAUUGGAUAUUUGUAAUUUUGAAACUCAGUUAAUACAUAUCGAAUUUUAUAACAUUUUAAACGUUUUAUAAUAUUUUGAACAUUUUUUUAUACCUGAAAUUCUGAGUACGAGCUAGGAAGUGGUAAAUUUAAGUUAUAAAUUAUAAGAACUUAUUAAUAUCCAUGAUAAUCCGGUUUAAUAGAUAUCAUUGAUUAAAAUACAAUAUCUUAGUCAGCUCUUCAAUUAACGAGUUUACUAGAAUAAUCCUUUAACAAAUUUAUACAUUUUGAGAUAACAGAAUGUUGUCAAUUUUAACUAACAUCUUCCAUGUAAUAUCUAAGACGUGUUAAAGAUUACGAUGUUGAAUAUUAUAACAAGAUUAAUUGCGUAAAUCUCGGGGAGAGUGUGAGCGUUAAAAGGAAAUUAUGUACUUUUCCUUUCGAAAUAGUAUACUCAUCUGCGGACUGUCCACUUUUGUUGAGAAUGAAUUGUCUACUUGUACGCAUGUAUAUAUGUUUAUAUACGAACGAGUGUUCGCGAAUACACGUUAUACGCAAUUUUAAAAUUAUUAAAAUUGUUAAGGUUUGCACAAAAAUAAUAAUCGACUCAUUUCUACGAUCACGUUGGACUUGAUCCGACAAUUGUUUCUUUACGUAAGCUAUAAUCGGAAUCCUUAAGAGGAACCCGUCCUUCCGGUUCCGCGCGUAGAUCGUUAUUCACUAGGAUGACAUUAAAGUGUGUUAUAUACGUAAUUUAUUACACUAUUUAUCUGUGCAAGUUCCCGAUUUUAACGACGCCAACAACUUUUUAUAAUCACGUACGUAAUUAGAUGCACUACAGAUGUAACAACAGUAUAUACAUAUAUUUAUAAGGUUGCCACAGUGUGUGCUAGACUAACUUUCCGCUUAUAUACCAGUUCUGUGGAAGAAAAUAGUUCUUAUAUACAUUUGUAGUUUUUAUACCGCGAGUGAUUUAGCGAUUAAUCUUUUUCAGAAGCAUUCUCAUAAGGAACUCCGACAUGCGUGUGUGCGUGUACAUAAGAAUUAAAAGAAUACGAUGCGGAUCGCCUGUAAGAUAACGAAAGGGAUCACCGAUAAGAUAAAAAAAGCAUUAAGUAAGCGCCAUAUGAUGUAAACUAAUCUUAAGUUCUUAAGACUCGGUUCGAGCUAUAUCUCACGUCGUUGGAAAACUGAUAAAAUUCUUUUAUAAUUUUCACUUUCUCUACAUCUUCGUCUUUUCACGUUAUUUAUACCAUUGUCUUCUAGCGUAAUUCGUUCAUUCCUCGAAUGAUACUGAAUUACAAAGUAAUAAAAAGAAAAUAACUGAAA